Molecule: messenger RNA, 1303 nt
Organism: Phanerochaete carnosa HHB-10118-sp
Lineage: Eukaryota; Fungi; Basidiomycota; Agaricomycetes; Polyporales; Phanerochaetaceae
Exons: 7
Coding region: 23-1222 (399 amino acids)
Biological process (GO): DNA-templated transcription
Cellular component (GO): RNA polymerase II, core complex
Molecular function (GO): DNA binding; DNA-directed RNA polymerase activity; protein dimerization activity
Source: RefSeq, a predicted model, not a curated record
CUCACCCACGCACGUCAGCACCAUGUCUAAUGAAACUGACAUAUCUGUUCGAAUUCGUGACCUCAAGAAGGAUAGGGUCAACUUUGUGCUUGAGAACGUGGACAUGGCACUUGCAAACUCCUUCAGACGUAUCAUGAUGGCAGAUAUCCCAACAGUCGCCAUUGACAUUGUGGAAAUCGACUCGAAUACUAGUGUACUUCCCGAUGAAUUCAUUUCACAUCGUCUGGGCAUGAUCCCAUUAGUGAGCACAAAUUGCGAUGAGGCGAUGCGGUACACAAGAGAAUGCACAUGCGAAUCUUUCUGCCAAUUCUGCGCAGUCGUCCUUCAGCUGAAUAUACGAUGUGAGACCGCUGGUGAACAUCUAGACGUCACAAGCAACCACCUUGAGUUUGUCAACCUCAGUAACAACUACGACGACCCGGGAGAGGAGAUCUCAAAACGUCCCGAAAACUUCGGUUAUCCAGUGGGAAAGAAUGACCCGAAUGUACCACCGGUGCUCAUUGCGAGGAUAGGAAAGGGUCAGGAGAUCCGCGCUCGCUGCAUAGCGAAGAAGGGUAUCGCGAAAGAACAUGCGAAGUGGUCGCCAUGCUCAGCGGUAGCGUAUGAAUACGACCCACAUAACAAGCUCCGGCAUACAUCCUACUGGUUCGAGUCGGACCCGAAGGAGUGGCCACUGAGUGAGAAUGCGAAGGAGGAAGAUCCGCCGCGGGAAGACGAGCCCUUUGACUACAUGGCAAAGGCGAAUAAGUUCUACAUGGAGGUCGAGACAGACGGCAGCAUGACUCCCAAGGAUGUCGUUUUGAAGGGCCUGGGCUUGCUACAAACUAAGAUUGCGACCCUUUCUCUCAGCAUCAACAAAGAACAAGAGGCAGCAGUCCAGGGUGGCGAUCACGCUGUUGGUCAGGCCCCUGGGCCUCCGCCAGACGCUGCGGGUCCGAGUGCAGCCACCCAAUGGGCCCGUCCACCGGGCGGCAACACAUGGAGUCCUCCGCGAGCACAGCCAGGGAGCAGCUGGAGUCCUGGCGGCGCGCGAAGUGCUCAAUGGGGGAACAAUGCCAGCCCGACAAGCGGCGGAACAUGGGGCGGCGCGUCACCUGGCGCUGGCGCUGCUGGAAACUGGGGUACGACGAACGCGGCGGGCACUAGUUGGGGCAAUGCAUCGCCUGCACAAAAUGCGGGGUGGGGGAGCCCGACACAGCAGGCCCAAGGGUGGAAUGUGUAAGGAUGCUUCCCUUUACCCUCCAUUGCUAUCGUUGUGCGUGUAUCUUAGGAGCUCGGCUCGGUAAUAUGUUGCAUGUAUUGC